Molecule: messenger RNA, 789 nt
Organism: Pleurotus ostreatus (oyster mushroom)
Lineage: Eukaryota; Fungi; Basidiomycota; Agaricomycetes; Agaricales; Pleurotaceae
Exons: 7
Coding region: 1-789 (262 amino acids)
Molecular function (GO): heme binding; iron ion binding; oxidoreductase activity, acting on paired donors, with incorporation or reduction of molecular oxygen
Source: RefSeq, a predicted model, not a curated record
AUGCCAUCCUCUAGUAUAACGGUGUCCGCUCAGGCGGACGGUAUCCCAAAUGACUCCUUUGUUACUCGAUGCCUGCAAAAUAUAGAUGAAAAGCAGGACAUUGCGGCACAAGAGAGGGUCAUUCGACAAGUAGGUGCUGGGAUAUUCAUCGGCGGCACGGAUACAACCGUCUCGACACUUGACACGUUUAUCCUCGCGAUGGUCAUGCAUCCUGAGGUCCAAGCACGAGCACAGAAGGAGAUCGACGCUGUGUUAGGAGGGAAUAGGUUACCCCUGUAUGAGGACGACGAGCGUUUACCGUAUAUCGCUGCCAUCCUUCGGGAAGUAUUGAGAUGGCAACCCAGUACCCCUCUGGCCAUUCCUCACUUCACUACCGCUGACGACGAGUACAGAGGGUACGCUAUCCCGAAGGGUUCUAUAGCCAUGGGAAAUGCAUGGGCAAUGCUACACGACGAGCAGAAGUACCCCGACCCCUUCGCCUUCAAGCCCGAACGAUGGCUCACCGAAGAUGGCAAACUCAACCCCGACCUAAGGGAGCCGUCCGCUAUUUUUGGCUUCGGUAGACGUGCCUGCGUAGGUCGGCAUCUGGCCUUCCCGAUCAUAUGGAUGGCCGCCACCUCCAUCCUGUCUGUGCUAAAUUUGAAGAAGGCACUGGAUGCGGAUGGGAAGCCCAUUGAACCAUCAACUGAGUAUGUUUCUGCUAUUGUUCGCCACGCUCCACCUUUCAAAUGCGUAAUCGAACCGCGAUCAGAGAAGGCCGAGAAACUUAUUCGUGAACUAGUUGCUUAG